Molecule: messenger RNA, 722 nt
Organism: Vitis riparia (riverbank grape)
Lineage: Eukaryota; Viridiplantae; Streptophyta; Magnoliopsida; Vitales; Vitaceae
Product: histone H2A-like
Exons: 2
Coding region: 89-538 (149 amino acids)
Cellular component (GO): nucleosome
Molecular function (GO): DNA binding; structural constituent of chromatin; protein heterodimerization activity
Source: RefSeq, a predicted model, not a curated record
AGCCAUUCAGACCGUUUUCUCCGAUAACUUCAGAUCCAUUAUUCCCGAUCACGCUCAUCCCCGCCGGCGAAGUCUGCAACUGUGAGAAAUGGAGUCUACCGGAAAAGUUAAGAAGGGGGCCGGUGGAAGGAAGGGUGGUGGUCCCAAGAAGAAGCCAGUGUCUCGGUCCGUUAAGGCCGGUUUGCAGUUCCCGGUCGGAAGGAUUGGUCGUUACCUGAAGAAGGGCCGGUACUCCCAGCGUGUAGGGACUGGUGCUCCAGUGUACUUGGCUGCCGUGCUUGAGUACCUGGCCGCAGAAGUGCUAGAGUUGGCUGGAAAUGCAGCUCGGGACAAUAAGAAGAACAGGAUCAUUCCAAGGCACGUUCUAUUGGCAGUAAGAAACGACGAGGAAUUAGGAAAGCUGCUCUCUGGAGUGACCAUUGCUCAUGGAGGCGUUCUCCCCAACAUCAACCCAGUACUCUUGCCAAAGAAGACAGACAAGGCCACGAAAGAGCCCAAGUCACCUUCCAAGGCCACCAAGUCUCCCAAGAAGGCUUAACCAUUGCAGCUACGCCCUUUUCCAUUUGUAUGUAAUGUGGGUUUAGAAGUCCUCUUCUUUCUUUUGUUCAUGUUUAGGGAGGAGUCAGGAAUUGAAAACAUUGUACUUCUUGAAACUCUUAAUGUUAUUUCUUUUAGGAUUUUCUCUUUGAAUCAAUGGAUGAAACCCCUAGUUUUGCCCAAAA